AUGACCAUCACCGCCAUCGCGGCAGCAACACCACCAAGGCCACCCUACUCUGGCACGCCUUGCACGGCGGUCUCGGUGGCUCAACCACCCCGUCCGGGUCAAUCUACGCCGAUUCCGCAUCUUAUGCUUCUCCACCACCCACCACCCCUGUCCCUACCCCACUAUUGUUCUCGCCCCAUUCAUCCCUCUUCUGCACCUCCCCUGCCGUUGGCUCUGCGCCAUUUAUCCACCACUGAUUUUGCGUCUCCGGCCACUUUUGUUCGGAAUUGA
Molecule: messenger RNA, 270 nt
Organism: Oldenlandia corymbosa var. corymbosa
Lineage: Eukaryota; Viridiplantae; Streptophyta; Magnoliopsida; Gentianales; Rubiaceae
Source: the annotation of a GenBank genome assembly